GAGCCUGAGUUGGGCGCGGCGACGCCCGAGGAGACGCUGGAGGCGUCGGCUGCAGUGACCGGCACCGCCUGGCUGGAGGUUGACAGCCCGGGCCUGGGCGGAGGGACAGUAGACGUGGGCAGUGGCGACGCCCAGGCCCUCCCAGCUACGCUCCAGGCUCCCCAGGAGGCCCUCGGUCAGUCUGCAAUGCCCCCCACCACCCCUGAGACUCCAGAGGUCAGCGGACCACCUUCCCCAACCCCCAGCGACAAGCUGAGCCCAGACCCGGAACUCCCCAAGGAGAGCCCCUUGGAGGUUUGGCUGAACCUGGGGGGCAGCACACCCGACCCUCAAGGGUCAGAGCCCACCUACCCCUUUCAGGGUACGCAAGAGCCCCAGCCUGCCUCAGAUAUAAUUGACAUCGACUACUUUGAAGGACUGGAUGGUGAGGGUCGUGGUGCCGACCUGGGGAGCUUUCCGGGGUCACCAGGAACCUCAGAGAACCACCCUGACACUGACGGGGAGACCCCUUCCUGGAGCCUGCUUGACUUGUACGACGACUUCACCCCCUUUGAUGAGUCUGAUUUCUACCCCACCACAUCUUUCUAUGAUGACUUGGAGGAAGAGGAAGAGGAGGAGGAAGAUGACAAGGAUGCAGUGGGCGGUGGUGACCUGGGAGAGGAAAAUGAUCUUGUAGUGCCCACUCAGAAGCCUGGUCCAGGACACACUCUGGGGUUGGUCCCUGGCAGCAGCAUCGCCCUCAGGCCCCGCCCGGGAGAACCAGGCCGGGACCCGGCACACGGUGGAAACGGCACCGAGUGCCGCAGCGGCUUUGUGCGGCAUAAUGGCUCCUGCCGGUCGGUGUGCGACCUCUUCCCGAGCUACUGCCACAAUGGCGGCCAGUGCUACCUGGUGGAGAACAUAGGGGCCUUCUGCAGGUGCAACACGCAGGACUACAUCUGGCACAAGGGCAUGCGCUGCGAGUCCAUCAUCACUGACUUCCAGGUGAUGUGCGUGGCCGUUGGCUCGGCCGCCCUGGUGCUACUCCUGCUCUUCAUGAUGACGGUGUUCUUUGCCAAGAAGCUGUACCUGCUCAAGACGGAGAACACCAAGCUGCGAAGAACCAACAAAUUCCGGACCCCAUCCGAGCUGCACAACGAUAACUUCUCCCUCUCCACCAUUGCUGAGGGCUCUCACCCAAAUGUAAGGAAACUCUGCGACACACCCCGUACUCCCUCCCCGCAUGCCCGGGCCUUGGCUCACUAUGAUAACGCUCUCUGUCAGGAUGAUCCCAGUGCCCCCCACAAAAUCCAGGAAGCCCUCAAGUCCUGCCUGAAAGAGGAGGAGUCGUUUAACAUCCAGAACUCCAUGUCGCCCAAGCUUGAGGGUGGCAAAGGUGACCAGGCGGACUUGGAGGUGAACUGUCUUCAGAACAACUUAACCUAAAGCAGACAGAGUGGGGAGAGAGGAAC
Molecule: messenger RNA, 1451 nt
Organism: Lepus europaeus (European hare)
Lineage: Eukaryota; Metazoa; Chordata; Mammalia; Lagomorpha; Leporidae
Gene: CSPG5
Product: chondroitin sulfate proteoglycan 5
Exons: 4
Coding region: 187-1425 (412 amino acids)
Biological process (GO): nervous system development
Source: RefSeq, a predicted model, not a curated record